AUGGGCCACGGGUACCUCUCCGACGGGCUCAUGGGCAGGGCUCAAGAGAGGAAGAAAGGGGUUCCAUGGACCGAGGACGAGCACCGGAGGUUCCUGGCCGGCCUGGAGAAGCUCGGGAAAGGCGACUGGCGAGGCAUCUCCCGGCACUUCGUCACCACACGCACGCCGACGCAGGUCGCCAGCCACGCCCAGAAGUACUUCCUCCGGCAGGCCGGCCUCGCGCAGAAGAAGCGGCGGUCCAGCCUCUUCGACGUCGCGCCUGACCUGGAGCUCAAGAUCUCGUCCACGGCCGCCCGGAAGACCGACCAGCAGGCCGGUGCUGCCGCCGGUUCGUCGCCAUCGCCGAGGACGCCCUUUUUCGGAACCAUCAGGGUCACCUAG
This is a messenger RNA of Triticum turgidum subsp. durum (durum wheat), 381 nucleotides long. Lineage: Eukaryota; Viridiplantae; Streptophyta; Magnoliopsida; Poales; Poaceae. The record is from the annotation of a GenBank genome assembly.